AUGCGCACCCGGUCGCUCGAUGACCUCCCCUUCUGCCUUGGUGGACGUCAUCCUAACACCUCCGGCCCUCACCACUUUCCUGGCAACUCCUUGCCCUCGGCUUCUGUAGCCCUCACGAGUCCGCCCCACGGUACUGGCCCUGCUAUGAUCUCGAGCUCGAUCGUGCAGGCAUCGAUCGUCGCCUCAGCUGACCUCGACACUCUCCACCAGUUGGCCGUCACCCACAAGGGUUUUGCCGCCGCUGUCAGGAUCCACCUCAUCCGUAAGGUUGGCCACCUUCUCCUUCGCCCGACUGAGCGUGAGGACAUUCGCCAGGACAUCGUCGUCCUGUCAACGACCGGAUCAUAUACUCUCACCACGGCUGGAUGGUGGACCGAUCCGCACCCCGGCAAACGCUUCACGGGCAUCCGUACCGUGACACUUCCCGUGCGUCGUGCUGUGGCUGCCCUUCGCUGGGUUUGCGGCUGCCCCGAAGAGGCUGCGGAGCCUGCGGAAGUGGAGGAGGACGACAACGUCCACGAGUCGCAGCCGGUAUCAGAGGCUGGUAGCGAUACCGAUGGCGAUGAGCCCGAGGACGCUAAGAGCACUCCGAGGAGGACUCCGCGCAUCGCGCUCACCCGACAGAGGCUAAGGGCCAGUACGUUGAACCAUCUGACCCUUCCGCCCCGCUUCCCCUCGGAGGAGGAGGCUGCCGACGGAGAGGAGCCAGAUGACGUCGAGGACGAUACAGAACAAAUCGAAGUCGACCCAAGACAAGAGGUGUGGGAGUUGACCACUGCGGCGAACUACGUCUUCCCCACUGACGUCGAGUGCACGCUCGAGACGGUCGUGCUCGACUGCUUGAAGGUCGACGCCAGUGGCGGUGGCGCAACCGAAAUCGCAGGCAUCCUCCCCUCGAGCGUGAAGACUGUUAUUCUGCGCACCAGGCCGAGGCUCGAGCGCCGCGAUGAGCGUGAGGAGCUCCUCGCCGAGCUCCGCGAGGUUCCCUUCCCACUCCCUGCUUCGACCUCUUCUGCUGUCGACAUCGACAGCCGUACCACCGACGGCAAGCAGCACUGGGCCCUCGAGCACGAGAAGCACAUGGCCUUCCAUGUACCCGCCAUCGCAGGCGACUUCACCACUCUCAUCCUCAGCCUCGAGGGGAUGCACCCCGACGCCCUCCUCGACACAUCGCUCGUCACCGCCCCGCUGGAGAGGAUCGUGGUCGUGUGCGGACUCGAGGGAUGUCCUAAGGGCUUGGACCCUAGCUGGCGCUCGUUCACGGGCUGGGCGAAGCGGCCGGCGCAAAAGUGGGGCGUCUUCCAGGCCCUCAUGGAGAGGUUUGCUGGUCAGGACGUGCGUAUCGAUGUGGUGGACGCUGGGAGGGUCGAUGGCGACACGGAGGAUGAGGAGUCAAGCGCGGCGACGACACCGGAGCCUGAGCCGGACCAGUCCACGACCGCCCCCGCGGUCGGCGGCGUGCAGGAUCAACUGGAUCAACAGCACGACGCCCAAGCGCAGAACACCUCCAUCGGGACCGAAACUCCUCCCCAGAUUGGAAACGCCGACAACGCCACUCCUCCUCCUGCCCCAAUCCCCCGUCGCACCCUCAUCGGUUGUGCCUACGAGGACAUGCCCCGUCGCGAAGUAAGGGACGUCAACUACUUCAGCCUCGUCGAGGAGGACGAGGAUGACAGUCGCCACAUGAAGAUCGUUGCCGAUAUCCGCUACCUCGACUCGCGCCGAGACGUCGGGCGCGGCAAGCCCAUCUCCUCCGCUGAAUGGAAGCUGUGGACGGAGCUGUACGCCACGGACUAG
Trichosporon asahii var. asahii CBS 2479 is the source of this 1797-nucleotide messenger RNA. RefSeq lists its product as uncharacterized. The record is from RefSeq and is a predicted model, not a curated record. NCBI's taxonomy places the organism in Eukaryota, Fungi, Basidiomycota, Tremellomycetes, Trichosporonales, Trichosporonaceae. The transcript has 2 exons. The coding region runs from base 1 to 1797 and encodes 598 amino acids.